AUGGUUUGGCAUCUUCGUACCGAUCUCCGCCGUGUGAGGAACGGUGAUAAUGUAGCCAUCGGUAUGCAGCUAUCAGUGACAGAUGUCCCAUCUGCUGUUCGACUCGUCCGAGUCUUACAGCAGGACAGGAUCACAAAUACGCGAUUGGGAUUCCUCUACAGGACUUUCGACUUUGACGUCUGGGAGGAGACAACACCUUUCCCCGGCUUAUUCUUCGACAUCGUCAGCCGGUUCUCAGCAACGUACGACUCGUUCUACGCGACGGCUAUGAACGUGGAUCGCUUCAUUCCCAUACUCCUCAAUGCAAUCUUCCUGGUCCUCCCCUACCGCCUUCACAGCAUCUUGGAGGAAUGCGCCCAGACGGUGGCAGAAGAGGUAGAACUUUCAGUCAAUACGGUGUUGGAUAUUGCACUAAAUGACGAACAUGCCGUGCAGCAAGACGGAUACGCCCAGCCCGGUCCGGCAUCGCCGGUGCCUAGAUCUGACGCACUGGCGUCCAACGCCGAGGAAGUCCCCUGGGUAGCCGAAGAGAUUAUCGCCGCCGCAUCGUCGACCGAUCACCGAGCAUUCCGGCUGUACACACCAGACGGGGAUGGCUUCCCGACCCAGGAGCAGUAUGCUGUCUUCAAAAACGCUUCGGAAAUCCAGGAGCAGAUGACCAUAGUGUUCGGGUAUCCCACACGGGGUGGCAUAGCAAACAUCGAAGACGGGACGGGUCCGAACGACUGGACGUGUCCGAUAUGCCUGGAUGAGAGAGACAGCAGCGUCAUCACCCUGCCAUGCAACCACGCCUUCCACGGUAGCUGCGUGAAGAAGUCGCUCGAGAUGAGACCCGACUGCCCGAUGUGUCGGCUGCGGUUGCAUUACGUUUAG
Anthostomella pinea is the source of this 873-nucleotide messenger RNA. The record is from the annotation of a GenBank genome assembly. NCBI's taxonomy places the organism in Eukaryota, Fungi, Ascomycota, Sordariomycetes, Xylariales, Xylariaceae.